AUGCUCACGAUGAAUAACGCAGCUGCAGCCAAUACGCUCGGUGGCAUCACCUUCUCCGAUAUCAGCGGAGCCACUGGGGCAGCCGGACCGGGCACGGCUGGCCUUCAAUUGGUACAGCUGAGUCAAGUUAUGCCAGACCCGAACUCGCAGCAAUUGUUCAUGCAAAGCUUGCAGCAGCAGCUAACCGGGGGCACGCCAGCAAUACAGGUCAUUCCGAUCGGAGCUCUCCCGCAACAGACAGUUGCCUUAGCACAAGGUCCUCCAACUGGUGCCACAAUACAGGCCGCUCCACAGCAGCAACAGUUUGUACAGUACACAAUGGACGGACAGACAGUGCUCUAUCAAGCACUUGCUGCACCGGAAACCGCCUAUCAGAGCGUGAAUCUACCCAUCGUGCAACUUCCGGCGACCCAAACGAUAGGUACCGCUGGUACAGUACCUACCUACGGGAACAUCUCCAACUUGCAAGGUGCUCCCGUCACAUUCACGCAGAUUCCCACGGCAACUGUCACUCAAGCCAUUCCGCAGCAUCAUCAGCAGCAUAUCCAGCAACAUCCGCAUCAUCUUCAAACGUCGGCCACUAUCGAUGCGAGCGCAUUUCAGAACAUCGUCUCGGCACCGGUCACAAUUACACCUACCGCAGCCGUCGUGCCGGUCUCGCAACCACAAAUCCCGAUGACCACACCCGUUACCACGGUCACGAUCGGUCAAAAUCCGCAGGCUGCUGUAGGAGCGGUUCAGGGAGGUACCAACAGCAGCAGCGAUAAUAAACAUGCUUCAACAACCAGCAACAACACACCAGCCGUGACUACGGAAUGCACACCCACCGUAGUAGGAACGGCAUCCGGUUCCGGCACGGAGAUGGAUCAGGAACCGCUGUACGUAAAUGCUAAGCAGUACAAGCGCAUUCUGAAACGACGACAGGCUCGUGCCAAGCUAGAAGCGUUGGGCAAGAUACCGAAACAACGACCAAAAUAUCUUCACGAAUCGAGACACCGACAUGCGAUGAACCGGGUUCGAGGUGAAGGUGGUCGGUUCCAUUCGAAAUAA
This is a messenger RNA of Anopheles marshallii, 1050 nucleotides long. It is a transcript of the gene Nf-YA, whose product is annotated as nuclear transcription factor Y subunit alpha. The record is from RefSeq and is a predicted model, not a curated record. NCBI's taxonomy places the organism in Eukaryota, Metazoa, Arthropoda, Insecta, Diptera, Culicidae. Gene Ontology annotation, molecular function: RNA polymerase II cis-regulatory region sequence-specific DNA binding; DNA-binding transcription factor activity, RNA polymerase II-specific. Gene Ontology annotation, biological process: regulation of transcription by RNA polymerase II. The coding region runs from base 1 to 1050 and encodes 349 amino acids. The transcript has a single exon. Gene Ontology annotation, cellular component: CCAAT-binding factor complex.